Molecule: messenger RNA, 991 nt
Organism: Oryza sativa Japonica Group (Japanese rice)
Lineage: Eukaryota; Viridiplantae; Streptophyta; Magnoliopsida; Poales; Poaceae
Source: RefSeq, a predicted model, not a curated record
AAAGCUUUGCCCCUGGAAAUUGGAAUUCAACUGGCCACAUAACUCAUUCCAUUUCCACGCACAAACAAACGCCAAAAAUCGCCGAGAAGAAUCCGAAGAAAACCUCACGGCGGCGGCGGCGACCGGCGACCAGAAUCGGCGAACGGGCACGGGCCGAGCAGAUCUAGGCGAGGGAGGGAGCGAUGGGGUCGAGCGAGAUGACGGCGACGGAGGUGGCGGCGCUGCUGGAUCUGAAGCCGCACCCGGAGGGCGGCUACUACACCGAGACGUUCCGCGACGGCUCCGUCUCCGUCACCACCGCGCAGCUCCCGCCGCAGUACAAGGUCGACCGUGCUAUCAGCACUGCUAUCUACUUCCUGCUUCCAUCAGGGAGUGUUUCUCACCUCCAUCGCAUUCCCUGUGCUGAAACAUGGCACUUCUACAAGGGAGAGCCUCUCACGGUCUUUGAGCUACACGAUGAUGGACACAUUGACCUCACUGUCAUCGGUCCACACCUGGAGGCUGGCCAGCGUCCCCAGUAUACCGUGCCACCAAAUGUGUGGUUCGGUUCUUUCCCUACCCUGGAUGUUGAAUCAUUCGCAUCUGAUGGCAGCGUUCUUGUCAAGUCUCGAAAGAGGGAUCCUGAGCUUCAUUACUCCCUAGUUGGCUGCACUUGUGCCCCUGGCUUCCAGUAUGAGGAUUUCGAAAUGGCCAAUUUUGAUGAUGUGAAAUCCAUUGCUCCUAAGGCAGAACCGUUCCUCAAGUACCUUAUUCCUUCCACCAAGUAAUCAUGUUUUGAGCUCAACAUACUGUAUUUUAGCAGCCUGUCUGGCAAGAUUGCCUGACGGUAUUGGACGCCAUUUUUAGUGUGAUUGCUUCGGGUUUGUGUUCUUGUCUUGUACACUUAAGAACACGCAUGUCCUUGGUGAUAGUUGUAACACUCUCCUGUACGAAAACAGAAUAAAACACUGGCAAUGUUGAGAUGAAAUUUGCUUGUGCUAAGCCUUCAAAA